AUGAGUAACUUAUCUAACUGGACCAAUGGCAUAGAAGGUGAGGGAGACCAAGGAAAUAUGAAGGACACUAAGAAGGAUCUACCAGCCGGAGACCCUACAUAUGAAUGCAAAAUGAAAGAGCUGCAGACAUUGGGAUGUUACAGUGAGGUUACUAAUCUGGGGGAAGCGGCUAGUUCAUAUAUGCAAACCAGUGAACACGGAUCUGCGGAAGAAUCUACCAACUCGAAUGUUAGCCUGGUAAAGGAAGGACACAUGUGUGAACAAGUGAGUGCAAACAAUGACAUUCGCCUUGAGGGGCACGACUCGUGUGUCAAUACUUUGUCGAACUCGGCGUUGAGAGGGAUGGAAGUCCCUCCCCAAAAUGUUGAACGAGAUCAGGGUGACGCAGGUACCCUUGCGGGAGGAAGUGAUCAAUCAAAUGACUACCAAAGUGGACCUAUGAAUGACCACCCGGGUAACCACACAAAUGAUCGCGGAGCUAACCAGGGCGAAGCCGCACCCCCCGUGGAAGACAAGCAACCCUUCGAAGUGAACAAAAACAAUUUGCACGUCGGACAAAUCGAAGAGGAGCAAGCGGAUGGAUGUGUCAAAUGGACCCCCCAAGAAGAGCAUAGCAAAAUAACAAAGGAAAUUACUCAACCCGCGUGGGGAGAAAAUGACCAUUCAGAAAGAAGUCAUUCGAACGAUGUCAAUGAUUAUACACUUUUUGGACAACGAGAGAGGGAAGCAGUAGAGGUGGAAUGUAUGAGGAAUGUACCUAUCGAAGGUGAAGCGUUCCCAGGGGAGGACCCACGUGGUGAUUACUGCGAUGCUGAUAGGGAAAUUUUAUCGCCCAUUCAGGAGGAGCCAAACGUACUGAUCAGUUCGGAUAAUCAGUACGAACCUGCUCAGGUAAAUACAUUCAGCAGUAACUCCAAGCAAACACACGGAGAAGGCGAGGAAGUCAGACCCUCUUCUGAAAAUAACUCGAAUGAUGGGAUCGCGAACAAAUUAACAAUCGCAUCAGCCGAGGAGGAAAAAAAAAAAGAGGAAAAUUUUAACAUACAGGAGAAGCAAAAUGGAAAAUAUAAGAAUAAUGACGAGGUGAUAGAGAAGGAAAAUGGGCCAAGAGUUAGCGCCCCCUCCGAUGAGGCAAUAAAUUGUGGUAGUCUAGGCACUGAUGCCAGUAGAAGUAGUGACAGCAUGGGAAGCAGCGAAGGAGCUGCGAACCAAAUCGAAGUGAAUAGUCAAAAAUGGGCCAAUCGUGAAAUAACCCAAAAUGAAUACAAAAAAAAAAGAGACAUUACAGAGGUAGGCGAUGAUUCCCUUUUAAGUAACGCCAAAAAAAAAAUUAAUUUUUCUAGCCCCGUUAAUAAUGCCUUAAUGUGUAACCACCAGGGGGGUGAAAACUGUGAUGCUAACGAAUUUGAGGGAAGUAAAAUGAGUAGUCCCCCGUGCGAUGCACUAGGGUUUAAUGCGGUAAAGGUCGAUGUGGUAGGGGCCAACAAGCCAAAUAUAAAUGCAUGCGCACCCAUGCCAUCUAGCGAAUUGAUAGCUGCACACGCAACGGAAGGUGUGCCCCGUGAGCAAGCCACUACAGGAAGGGAAACACCAAGCGAUGUUUUACAGCCAUGCGAUAUUGCCCUUCCACCAAACGGGAUCGUGCAUGCAAACGCCCCACCGAACGUGUGUACUACUCCUAACGCACCAGAAAAUACAUGUGAUGAAAUUCACGACCUGGCAAGAAUAGGAAAUGCUAACAUAAUGCCUACCUCGGUGUAUUCCAAAAUGGACGCUAUUCCUCCAGAAACGCAUGCAGAAAGUGGAAUAUCCCCACCGGAUGAGGUCACACAUGCGCAUGCACCAGUGAAAAAAUUGCAAUGGACACAUUUCGAUGUGUGUAACGCUGAAGGGGAAUUGCCGAGGGGGGAAAAAAACGGAAAAGAUGGAAAAGAUGAAACAAACAUAAGUAGAAGCGCAAAUGAAAAAAAAUUAAGCAGCCAUACAAUUGUAAGCAACCUUGAAAUAGAAAAUAAAACAGAGCCCAAAAUAGGUGUAGAACAGGAAAUAGCUGUGGAACACGAAGUAGGUGUACAGCGUGAAAUAAGUGGAAAGUGUGAAAAAAGGGCGGAAAACUUUAAAAGCGAAAAAAUCGCGUCCAGUGAGAAAAAUUCCAAAGGUCAAAAAGGCACACCAAGAGUGGAAACCACGCAAGUCGCACUUCACACACCGAUGGAGGAAACCGCGCACGCGCCAAACCCCGCAGGCAGUUCUUCCCCCGAUAUAAGCAGCAUGAGCUUCAACGAGGUGCCGCUGGGAAACCUGAACCAGGGCCUGAGCAAUAAGCAGAUGCAGAGGCAAAACUCGAAGCAGUUCCCAUCCGACACCCAACCUUUCGCCAUAGACCAAGGGACAAACACCUUUUCCACAAACCACCGCAGCAGUGUCGAACCGGUAGGAGAGAACAACUUGCAGAAGGAUCCCCCUAUGAAAAAUCUAAAAAACGGCGCCACCAUAAAUGAUCACGUAGACAUGUGCACAUUAGGAUCAGAGGACCAAGGAGAAGAGCUUAUGGGACACCUAUCCUAUGGAACGAAUGGACUUAUCGAUGAUGACCUGGCAAGGGAGCUUCCUUUGACAAGUCCCAAAACAGCGGAUGUGGCAAACGCCCAUCAGAGCGGAACUAGUCUACGUAGUGAAAGCGACCUAAACGGCGUGAGCGAUCAGGGAGCUGCCGUCUUCAUGAACGUCGAGCAGCUGGAAAAUUACCUGAAUGAGCAAAUCAGGACGAACAAUCCGGUUCAUAGGGAACUUCCACUUGACACCAUCCCCAGACAAAUAAUUAAAAAAAAAACAAGUGAAGACACCACCAUUCAGGACAAUGAAAACGACCACAUGGAAUAUAGGAACAACGAAAUGGUGAUGAGAAAAAUUAGUCAAGAUACGAUCGUUAAUGAUGUGAUCGAAGAAGGUAACAUGUCCAUGGAAAGGAACAAAGAAAUGAUUUUUAAAAAAAUUACCGAAGAGGUAGCCAUCAGUAGUAUGCAUAAGCCAAACGGUGGUCACGUGAGUAGCGAUCGCAUGGUGAAAAAUGUAAAUCUAGACACCACCAUGAGAUGCAUGCAAAGUGGCAAUAUCGGAACUGUUGGUAAGGACAUUAUCCUGAACAAGCUGAGUGAGCACGAAUCCGUGGGAGAAUUGCUUAGCGGCAUGCACCACGUGGACGACUCGAACGAAGAGAGCACGCGUGACGAUCUGUACCACCACCAGCACGUCCUAUACAACCAAAACAAUCAGAUGAAUGGUCGCAAUUUUAAGGAAGAAAUAAACCCGCAAAACAUGAUGAAUUUCCACGAUCAGCGAAAUCUAAUUAGCUGUGCACAUAACGAUACCCUGGGGAAUCAGUGCGAGGUAAACGGCGCAUAUAACAACGGCCUGAACAACCACACUAUGCGCAACAACACCAAAGAAGUAGACACCUGCAGUAACGUAGAUUUCACAGACGAUAAAUACAGCCAAUGGUUCGACACAAUCUACACAGUGUGCGUAAAGUUGGACGACCUCUGUUGUAAGUUGAACUCGGAUUAUCCUCACUCCAUGAACAUAUGGGAAAGUAAUGGCAACCCGAAUGUGUACGAUUUGAAAAGUGCAUUUCAGAACAGCAACAAUUUGAAAAUGUUUUCGCAGAAUAAUCAAGUGGACAAAGUUUCUGCUCCUCUCCCUGCAACUGUUCCACCGAGUAUUUAUAACGACCUAAACAGCAGUGACAGCAGUGGCAAUAGCAACUACAGGUAUGCAGUUACCCAGGUGAGCAACCACAACGAAGGACCGAUGAAAAGGCAUGACCACUUUGCCCAGGAUAACUUCGAAAAUGGUCUCUCUGCACAUGUAAAAAAUAAUUGCAAAGACGGUAGAUCCAUAUACGGAAUGAAUAACAUAAACAGCAACAAUCAAUACGUCAAAGAUUUGGCCCACGUCUACUCAUCUUGUGAUGAUCAUUUAAGGAGGAUCCAAACGAAAGGUGAAAAUGGAAAAGGUGGCAGGAAAAUACAACAUGAGUAUGCUCUCCAGAGGGAAAUGUACAACCAUGGAAAUAGCAACACCGUGCAAGAUAGUACCCACCUUUAUGACAGAGAAAAAAACGGCAUGAAAACAAACAUCGCAGUCUUACCUGGUGCGCUUUCGAAGGACGCCCUGGAAUUGCUCCACGCGUAUGGCAAAGUCGAACUGUAUAAUGCGCUUCCCCAGUAUAAAGGACACGGUGAUGGUACAGACCGGGCAAACCAUACCAACUGUGGCCACCGCAGCGCCACCCCCUUCAGUAACGGCAUCCCCAACGUUAUAAACAACAGCAGUAUGGAUACACACCCCCGAAACGGAGACCCUCUAUCCAUGGCCAAAUUUCCAAACGCAAAGGAAUUCAUGCAAUACGUGAAAAAUGAAAACAAUGACGGAUCCCUAAACGCAAAUAACACAUCAGCAAACACCACCAAGAGAAAAAAAGGAAGCAAAAGAAAUACAACCAGUAACAACAAAAGUGUGGAAAAAAAAAAUAUAAAAAAAUAUGGAACGGUCAAUAGAACCAAUGCCAAAAUUAUAAAAAAUGAAAGCGAAUUUGAGUACCUGUUAGAGUUAUCCGAUAAAGAAGGGCCUAACUUGGAGAACCCCGAUGAUCUCAAAUGUGAUGUUGCAGGAGUUUAUUGGGACAAGAGAAGCUGGAUUGCCUCCUGGUACGACAACGGCAAGCGUUACUAUAAAUCCUUCUCUGCAAAGACACAUGGUUUUUAUAAGUCUAAAUUCUGGGCAAUCAAAGUUAGACUUUCCAAAGUUAAAGGCCAAACAAUAUUUGGGAAGAAUUGCCGCAAGAAUAAGGACGCGGAGGGGAGUAACGGUGUCCAUAACAACCUCACCUUUAACAGCUCCAUUGUAAGUGAGAACAAUAACGUACUUCUUGGGAAUAUCUAG
This is a messenger RNA of Plasmodium coatneyi, 4944 nucleotides long. RefSeq lists its product as uncharacterized. NCBI's taxonomy places the organism in Eukaryota, Apicomplexa, Aconoidasida, Haemosporida, Plasmodiidae. Gene Ontology annotation, biological process: regulation of DNA-templated transcription. The transcript has a single exon. Bases 1 to 4944 code for a protein of 1647 amino acids. The record is from RefSeq and is a predicted model, not a curated record. Gene Ontology annotation, molecular function: DNA-binding transcription factor activity.